UGUGGGUGUGGUUUUAUUAACCACGCCUACAAGCAUGGAAACUAGGUUCAAGAAAAAAGAGAGCAUUUGGAGCAAAGCUUUAAAGCAGAAACAAGAGUGGGAGGAUAAGGAUGAUCUGCUUGACGUGGUGUAUUGGGUGAGACAAGUAAUAUCACUGAUAGUUGGCCUAAUGUGGGGCACCAUUCCAUUAACUGGUGUUGUAGGUAUUGUACUGUAUUUAAUGAUCACGUGUGGUUUUGUUUAUUUCUAUUGUACAUUCUAUCAAGGGGUUAGUGACGAGGAACUAGGAGGAGCUUGGGAAUUAUUGAAGGAAGGUUUUAUGACUUCGUUAGCAAUUUUCUUUGUGAGUUGGAUAUUAUCUUUCACUGCUUUUCAAUUUGGAUGACAGUUUUAAAGAGACUUUAUUAUAUUUCAUUAAUUUAUUCAUAUGAGGGCGUGUUAUUGAAUUAGCCAAUUCCAAAUUAA
Molecule: messenger RNA, 465 nt
Organism: Amphimedon queenslandica
Lineage: Eukaryota; Metazoa; Porifera; Demospongiae; Haplosclerida; Niphatidae
Exons: 4
Coding region: 35-385 (116 amino acids)
Biological process (GO): mitochondrial respirasome assembly
Source: RefSeq, a predicted model, not a curated record